GACCCGGAAGCGGCCGUACUCCUUGGGGGAAGAUGGCGCCCUCGGGGCUGAAGGCGGUGGUGGGGGAAAAAAUUCUAAGCGGUGUCAUCCGGAGCGUUAAGAAGGAUGGCGAGUGGAAGGUGCUCAUCAUGGAUCACCCAAGCAUGCGGAUCUUGUCAUCCUGUUGUAAAAUGUCCGACAUCCUGGCGGAAGGCAUCACCAUUGUGGAGGACAUCAACAAACGGCGAGAACCCAUCCCCAGUUUGGAGGCCAUUUAUUUGCUGAGCCCCACGGAGAAGUCGGUCCAGGCCCUGAUUGCAGACUUCCGGGGGACACCAACCUUCACCUACAAAGCUGCCCAUGUCUUCUUCACUGACACAUGCCCCGAGCCCUUGUUCAGUGAACUGGGCCGCUCUCGCCUGGCGAAGGUGGUGAAGACACUGAAAGAGAUCCACCUUGCCUUUCUUCCCUACGAGGCCCAGGUGUUCUCUCUGGAUGCCCCACACAGCACCUACAACCUUUACUGCCCAUUCCGGGCAGGGGAGCGGGCACGGCAGCUCGACGCGUUGGCCCAGCAGAUAGCCACACUAUGUGCCACCCUUCAGGAAUACCCAUCCAUUCGCUACCGCAAGGGUCCAGAAGACACAGCCCAGCUGGCCCAUGCUGUCCUGGCCAAGCUGAAUGCCUUCAAGGCAGACACUCCCAAUCUGGGCGAGGGCCCAGAGAAAACACGCUCACAGCUGCUCAUAAUGGACCGGGCAGCAGACCCCGUGUCUCCCCUGUUACAUGAGCUCACAUUCCAAGCCAUGGCCUACGAUCUUCUGGACAUUGAACAGGACACAUACAGGUAUGAAACCACAGGACUGAGUGAGUCCCGGGAGAAGGCUGUACUCCUGGAUGAAGAUGACGAUCUGUGGGUGGAGCUUCGACACAUGCACAUAGCAGAUGUUUCCAAGUGA
Messenger RNA from Onychomys torridus (southern grasshopper mouse), 938 nucleotides. It is a transcript of the gene Stxbp2, whose product is annotated as syntaxin binding protein 2. Gene Ontology annotation, biological process: intracellular protein transport; vesicle-mediated transport; neurotransmitter secretion. The transcript has 10 exons. Bases 33 to 938 code for a protein of 301 amino acids. The record is from RefSeq and is a predicted model, not a curated record. Gene Ontology annotation, cellular component: plasma membrane; secretory granule. Gene Ontology annotation, molecular function: syntaxin-3 binding. Lineage: Eukaryota; Metazoa; Chordata; Mammalia; Rodentia; Cricetidae.